Molecule: messenger RNA, 885 nt
Organism: Panicum virgatum (switchgrass)
Lineage: Eukaryota; Viridiplantae; Streptophyta; Magnoliopsida; Poales; Poaceae
Product: 3-ketoacyl-CoA synthase 5-like
Exons: 1
Coding region: 1-885 (294 amino acids)
Biological process (GO): fatty acid biosynthetic process
Cellular component (GO): membrane
Molecular function (GO): acyltransferase activity, transferring groups other than amino-acyl groups
Source: RefSeq, a predicted model, not a curated record
AUGAUCCUGAACCGAUAUAAGCUUCGAGAUGACAUCCACAAUGUGACCUUGUCUGGGGUGGGUUGCAGUGCUGGAUUAAUCUCGGUGGGGCUUGCAAGAGACCUCCUUCGAGUUCGACCAGCAGCACAGCAUGGUGCUCACGCUCUGGUUGUGUCUACAGAGACCAUAACGCCCAACUUCUACAAGGGAAAGAACACUAGCAUGCAAGUUACCAACAUCCUCUUCCGCAUGGGCGGCACAGCUGUGCUGCUAUCUACAUCCAAGUCUAUGGCGCGGUUUCGGAUCGCACACCUGGUCCGGACCACCACAUGUGCUGAUGACAGUUCUUACCACUGCAUCUUUCACGAAGAAGAUGUUGAUGGCACGCUAGGCAUGAAUAUAUCUAGAAACAUCUUAGCUACCGCUGCAUUGAAGGCCAACUUCACUGCCAUUGGGCCACUAGUUCUUCCACAUUCAGUUCAACUAUUUUACAAACUGUUUCUCAUCAUGAUAAAGUAUUCCAAUGGACGGGUCAAGCAAUACCAUCCAGACUUCCGAAAAGCAGUCCAGCACUGGUGUAUCCACCCCGGGGGACGACCAAUGAUCGACAAGGUUCAGCACAGCCUUGGUUUGUCAGACGAGCAGAUGGAGCCGACGCGUAUGACACUCCAUCGGUUUGGAAACAUGUCUAGCAGCACAAUUUGGUAUGAGUUGGCUUACAUCGAGGCUAAGGGUCGAAUGCGCAAGGGUGACCGGGUGUGGAUGCUUGGCAUUAGCUCUGGCUUCAAGUCCAAUAGCGCUGUUUGGGACUGCAUCCGACCAGCAGAGGUGGACAAGGCGUGGGCUAGCUGCAUCUAUAGAUACCCAGUGGCUACCCCCACAGAAGCUUUGAAUACUGUCUCGUGA